This is a messenger RNA of Schistocerca cancellata (South American locust), 483 nucleotides long. RefSeq lists its product as uncharacterized. The transcript has a single exon. Gene Ontology annotation, molecular function: nucleic acid binding. The coding region runs from base 1 to 483 and encodes 160 amino acids. The record is from RefSeq and is a predicted model, not a curated record. NCBI's taxonomy places the organism in Eukaryota, Metazoa, Arthropoda, Insecta, Orthoptera, Acrididae.
AUGCAUAGCAGGAAAGCUGACAUGGCAUAUUGGCUAAAUUCCCAAAACAUUCAAUUUGACCAAGGAAGCAUGAAGAUCGAACUGCUUGCCUUAAUAGAAAGCAACAAACCCACAAAGAUUUACACUGUGGAUAAACUUCUGGCACAUUAUGGUCAUUCUGUUCUCUGUUUACCUCCUUACCAUCCUGAAAUAAAUCCUAUAGAAAUGGUAUGGGCUACGGUAAAGAACUGUGUGGCUACAAAGAAUGUUACGUUCAAGCUGGAGGAUGUGUGGAAGCUAGCUGAAGAAAAAUUUUUCUACAUUACUGUACACGAAUGGGAGGCAGUUUGCAGACAUGUGGAAGAAACAUAUGCAAAUCAGGAAAAAUUGGCAGAUGAACUGGAAGAAAUGGUUAUUGAGAUACGUGCCAGCGAUACUGAUGACACUAGCGAUGAUUAUGAUGAUGAUGAUUUCCAACCUUUCCAGUCUGAGGACAGUGAAUAA